AUGACCUCAAAACCGAACUUCAGCACUUGUGAAUUCUGCAAACUGGACUUUAAAGAAACGUACAAAUGCCCGAAAUGUAAACGCAACUACUGUACGUUACGGUGCUACAAAAGCAAAAAUCAUGCGGAAUGUUCGAACGCCUUCUAUCAGGACCAAAUAGCCAGGUUCAUUGGGAAAGAGCUGGUAAGGGGGUCUGAGUUGUGGAUAGUAUACGAGUUUUUGAUGGUUUUUGAUUAAUUUUUUGUUAUGUUUGAUAAUUUUAACCACUUUUUAUCAAGUUUAGUACAUUAUCCGCAUUUUAUAACGUUGCUUUGUACUGUGGUUCAUUUUUUAUAUUAUUUUAGACAAUUUUUAGGUAACAAACUUAGAUUUUUUAAUAUUUUUUUUUGUUUUAAGGACGAAACAGACAGUGAUGAUCAAAGUGCAGAUGAAGACGAAGUAGAACAGAAAGAAGACGAAGAAGAAAUGAAAGAAGAGGAAGUAGUACAGAAAGAAGAAAAAGCAGAAGUGAAAGAAGAUGAAUUAGAACAGAAAGCCGAACAAAAAGAAGACAAAAGCAAUGUGAAACCGGAAGCGUCAGCUAAAAAUAAAAGUGAUAAGCCUAAAAAAGCACUGUACGUCUUUUUUUUUAAUUUGUUAGUGCCAUUUUGAGUGUAAUAUCCAAAAAUAUUGUUUAUAGUGCUUAAAAUGGCAAGAACUUUCGUUAAAAAACAAGAAAUGGCAAGAACUUUCCUUACAGAACUGAAAAUGGCAAAAACUUUUUUUAAAAAACAUAAAAUGGCAAGAACUUUCUUUACAAAGCCUAGAAUGGCAAGAACUUUCUUAAGAAAACAAAAAAUUACAAGAACUUCCUUUACCCCUGCCAUUUUCAGUCAAACUUUUGCGGAAUACAUGGCCCAACACGCUCCAGAAGACCGUCAAAAGUCGGAAGCCGAGCUGAAUCCCCAAAUCGGCCUGAAACCGGGCGAAGAGUUGGUAAUCGACGAGGACGACGAACCCGAAUACCUACAAGACGUCUACGACCAGUCGAUGAAAGACUUUGAGAAACUGUCGGAUUCGGAACUGAAUGCCAAACUGAAAGAAAUAGGAUUGGAUCCGGAGAAGGACGACGAUCUCUUCAGCCGGCUGACCCCAGAUGAACGGAAAAACUUUGAACGAAUCGCCGAGGAAAUGUUCGGCAUCAAGCAGGAAACCGUUUUCAAAAAAUAA
Messenger RNA from Bursaphelenchus okinawaensis, 1209 nucleotides. Lineage: Eukaryota; Metazoa; Nematoda; Chromadorea; Rhabditida; Aphelenchoididae. The record is from the annotation of a GenBank genome assembly.